CCGACUUAUCGCCACUUCGAGAUUCAAACAUAUACGGUGCCCCGUUCUGGAGUAGAGUACAUAAAAAUGGUGCGUUGCGUUUUGCUUCGACACGACCAAACCAAGAAGAAAAAAUUAAGAAGGUGAAACGUUUUGCACCCUAGACUUAGGGCUUUUUGUCCUUCCCCUCUCUAGUAAAUCCAAUAUCUCUUUUCUGGCUUCUCAGUUCUCACUUUUAGUUAGUAACCGCUGAAGAAGUAAAAUGGCAGGAGCUGUUGGAAAUGAAGAGGAUGUAUGGGGAAAAGCCAUAAAAGCAGCGGAUGAUUUAUACGAGCUUAGAGACACUUUUUUCCCUCAAAACCCAGAUGAUAAAAUCUCUAAACUGCAACAAGAAUCCGAUCUCGCUCUCAAGCCCCUCGAUUCUAUUCCUGCUGAACAAAGAAAAUUGCCUUUACAGCGUGCAACAUAUGAGUAUUUAAGAGGGAAGAUAUUAGAUGUAGUGCCUGACUAUAGGAAGGAAGCAGAGGAUCAUCUCUCAAAAGCAGUUAAGUUGAAUCCAUCUCUUGCAGAUGCUUGGCUCUGUUUGGGUAACUGCAUUUGGAAGAAGGGAGAUUUAACGUCAGCGAAGAACUGCUUUAAUCUUGCACUAAGCAAGGGGUCCAAUAAGAAGAUACUUUGCCAAUUAUCAAUGCUGGAAAGAAGAAUGGUUCAAGGCGCUGAGAAUCAGGCAGAAAUGGUUGAACAGAGCAUUCAACAUGCUAAGGAAGCUAUAACAUUGGAUGUCAAGGAUGGAAAUUCUUGGUAUAAUCUGGGAAAUGCUUGCCUGACAAGUUUUUUUGUAACUGGGGCAUGGGAUCAUAGCAAACUUCUGCAGUCCUUAAAGGCAUACCAAAAUGCUGAGAAAGAUGAAAGAAUGAAGUUAAAUCCAGACCUAUAUUUUAAUGGUGCAACAGUAAACAAAUAUCUAGAGAAUUACGAUAGGGCUCUUAGUGGCUUUGAAGCUGCUGCCUUAAAGGAUCCAAGUCUCAAUGCUUUUGAGGAGGUUGAAAAGAUGGUCAAUCUUCUUAAGAAACUAGAGAAUUUGCUGAAGGGACAUUCUAGGGAAAAAAUACUUGCUUCUUUAGCAUCAACAAUUGGUGCUGUUAAUUUGAAUUCCUCAUACAAAAGGGCCACUCUCGAUGUGCUGUCAGAAGGCCUGAACAAGGGAGUUGCUGUAGUGGGAAAAGUGCUAUUGUUUGUUAAGCAUGAGAGUAUCACCCCUCUCAGAUACUAUUUGGUGUGCGAUUCAAAUCAAAGCUGCUUUGUACUGUCAGUAUAUGGUAUACGCAAUGAUGCAAUUAAAGAAGGAGAUGUACUAAUUUUGUUGGAACCCUAUUUCCAUAACGUUGAGUUUUCUUGGAAAGGAAAGUGUUACAAGUUCAAGUCGAUUCGAGUGGAUUUCUUGGAGCAGGUGCUUGUAAAUGGAAAAGCUCUUCCUCCUCAUCAGGCCAUUCGCACUUCCAUAUUUGCUCAACAUAAACCCUGAAUGUUAUUUGGAGUGUGAUUACUGUUUGUGUUUACAUGUUUUUUCUCCUUUUUCGUUUCAUAUUGGUCCUAUUUAGGCAUGAUGAUUCUUGUAUUCGUAUCGUGUAAAAUAUUAAAAUUCGCGUAUUCGUAUCGUUUUACAUGAAAAUUACGUAUCAUAAUUUUGUAU
Durio zibethinus is the source of this 1672-nucleotide messenger RNA. RefSeq lists its product as uncharacterized. The record is from RefSeq and is a predicted model, not a curated record. NCBI's taxonomy places the organism in Eukaryota, Viridiplantae, Streptophyta, Magnoliopsida, Malvales, Malvaceae. Gene Ontology annotation, molecular function: protein binding.